This is a messenger RNA of Miscanthus lutarioriparius, 972 nucleotides long. Lineage: Eukaryota; Viridiplantae; Streptophyta; Magnoliopsida; Poales; Poaceae. The record is from the annotation of a GenBank genome assembly.
AUGCCCGCGGCGUCAGAGGCCGUGGGCGCCCCCGGCGGCGGCGGCGGCGGCGGCGGAGACGUUGAGCAGGAGUACGAGAUCCGCAACGACGAGGGCUUCGUCUACAAGGUCGCCAGAGGGCUCUACCCGGACGCCGCGCCCUCCUCCUCCCAGCCGGCGGCGGGCCCCGACCCCGAGGCUGCCGGCCUGCGCCGCCGCCGCCGCGCGCUCCUCCGCCUCCGCGACAAGCGCCUCCGCGACCUCUCCCGCUGGGAGGCCCUCGCCUCCGAACUCCUCGCCCCGCUUCCCGCUCCGCAGCCACCGGCUUCCCCUCCCACCUCGUCCCAUCCCGAAGCUGCCGCCGCUGCCUCCUCCUCGUCCCAUCCCGUCGCCGCCGCCGCCGCCGCCUCCUCCUCGGCCUCCGUCCUCGACGACCUUCUCGCACAGGUUGAGACGCAGACAGACUUCUUGAAGAAGGCUCGGCAAUGGUGCGACGAGGCCAACGCGCUGUGCGACGCUCGUGAGGCAGCCAUCUUUGAUUCGAUUGUUCCGCCGUUGUGGGGCGGCAACCCAAAGGAGCUAAUGGUGGGGUUGUGCAGUCCAGAAGAAAAUACUGCCUCUGGUAACUUGGAUGAACAGAAUGGGCCCCAAGAAGCUUCCGGAGUGUCUUCAGCAGCAGCUAAAAUGAGAAAAAAUAGUAUCAAGAAACAGAAAGUGGGUCAUGACCUUCCUCCUCCCAUUCUCAGUGAGAGCAGGAUGAGGAAAAGAGUAACUAAUCUUUUAGGCUCCAAUAAUGUUGCAUCACAAAACUCUGUUGAACCAAAGAGGAAGAAGGCAUCAGGGAGUACAUCUACUGCCCGAGGCACUCCAGGAUCAGCGUCGAGAAGGAAGGCAGAGUCGACUCCAGCAAGAGCUCCAGACAUUGUUUGUAGCCCGGGGCCACUAACCAGGAGAAGGGCAGCAGCUAAAAAUGAAUCACCAGGAGGUUCAUAA